UGCGCCCAAGUAGAGCCAAAUGGAUGGUCUAGGGCUUUAGUGGUUUAGGAUGGCUAAGGAUGGGAGGCCAGGGGUGGAAGCAAGGAGUGACUGGAGCUGAGGUUGGAGUUGAGGUCGGCGAGACACAGCCAGCUUUGAAAGUUGGGUUAAGAUGAUGGGGCUAAGGCCCACAUGGGGCCUCAUCUGGAAGGUAGGGGAUUCCCUGAAGAGUUUUGACUGGUUGUAUUGGGGUGUUUGCUCCGGCAUCUACAAAAGCACCCCCGGUCUCUGUCCCUGUGGUUUGGAUGGGACUGCGCUUCCACCCCCUGCAUAUGCAUACUCCACACAUAUACCUAGAGUGAGAACCAGGUGGCAGAACUGUCCUCCCGUUAACUUAGAAGGUGUUCAGAGGAUAUGGAGGAGCUCCAGGGUCUUAGUUAUGGACCCCAUUCUCAUCAGGGCACACCCACCAGAAGCAAGAUGCUAGAGCCAUUUGGUUUUGCAUGCUUGAGCUCAGUUGCAAACCCAAGGAGUCAGUGGCCAGGCUGGAUACUUGGCCACUGUGCACUGAGGGAGCAGUGCAUUUGGGUUCACAGGCUCACAAGGAUGGCACCCAUAGGGCAAUGAUUCCUCUGAUGAAAUCAGGGUGCCUGUAUACAAGGAGAAGGGAAUGGAUACUGGAAGAGCAUUCCCUUUGGCCAUAAGGAAUACAUAUCCUCUCCUUUAACUCAUAGGCACUUAGAUUUGUUCACCAAUAGAGACUCAGCCUAAAUGAGUCCAAAAACAAUCAUUUGUGGAGUUGUUUGCUUGUUUUUUGCUCAAAUGAUGGGGAAGCAAUUGGGGUUCUCUUUCCCCCAGGGACAGAUGGCAGGAUAUGAGCCUAGGGCUAUGGGAGUUGUCCUUGAUACCUCUUGGGGUGAGUUUGCCUGAGACUGAUGCAAACAGAAGCAGGUACGUACCUGAUGCCACGGCAGGAAUACCUGGAAGCAACUAUGACCAAAGCUAGAAUCUCUACCCUGGGACUUGCCAGUUACAUGAGCUAGUCCCCUUUGAGCUCAAACCUUUUUUCUUUCUUUCUUUGUUUUUUGGAGACAGGGUCUCACUCCAUUCCUUAGGCUGGAAUGCAGUGGUAUGAUCUUGGCUCACUGCAACCUCUGCCUCCCGGGUUCAAGCAGUUCUCCACAGGCAUGUGCCAUCAUGCCCGGCUAAUUUUUUUUUUGGUAGAUGUGGUGUACAGCUCAAACCUAUUUGAGGGUUCUGUCACUUGCAACCCCAAAUGUGCCAGCUGAUGUGGUGGAGGGUGUUUUUGGAAAACACCUUAAGUGCAGUGGAGAAGUUGGACGAAAAAUAGCCCAAUUAAAAGGCGGAUGGACAGCCAGGUUCAGAAUGGCCUCUGCAAGCUUGGACCUCGGGGUAGACAGUGGGGCCCUCUCUAGGGGUCAUCUGUUCCCUAGGGGAAGGCAUGUCCACAGAGGCCAGGGCUGUGGAUUCGGCACUAGGUCCUCCUUCCCCUGCUGCUUGCUAGUAGGCAUGUGGUGGUGUACGCCUGCUGGGCACCUAACAGAAGGGGUCGUGAGUUGAGAGAGAGCCACAUUGGGGUGCCUGCCUGCCCCGGGGCCCUGCCCACUGCGUGUGCGCAGCCCCUGUCAGGAUGUGACGGGGGCCUGGACGUGUGUGUGCUCUCGAAGCUGAGCUGUGUGCACGUCGGGGUUCUCGACCUUAGCUGCCUGGCUGGGCAUCCAGCGUGCAUGACCGGUGUGGCCGGGGCUCCAGCCCGGCGUGUGCACUGGAUCUGCCGGCACGUGCCUCCCUGUGAGGGUGCCCUGGCGGGUGUGAGCCCGGUGGGCUGGAGAGAGUCGGGGCUCGGCGCCGCAGGUCCCGCGCGGCCCCGGGUGAGGCACGCCCGCGCGCCCGCCGGCGCCAUGGGAAGGAGCGGGCGCCGCUGUUGUCGUCCCCCGCCGGCGCGCGCACGACUUGAGACCUGCCACGGGCAGCCCCCGGCCGCGGGUCCCCGAGUGACGCUGGCGGCACCUGAGAGUGUGGCGCGGGCCCGGGGCCACGCAGAGGAGCCCAGUGUCCAGUGAAGCGGCUGAGGACCCGCCGCCCGUGCCGCCGCCAUGGUGAUGUCCCAGGGCACCUACACAUUCCUCACGUGCUUCGCCGGCUUCUGGCUCAUCUGGGGUCUCAUCGUCCUGCUCUGCUGCUUCUGCAGCUUCCUGCGCCGCCGCCUCAAACGGCGCCAGGAGGAGCGACUGCGCGAGCAGAACCUGCGUGCCCUAGAGCUGGAGCCCCUCGAGCUCGAGGGCAGUCUGGCCGGUAGUCCCCCGGGCCUGGCGCCGCCGCCGCCACCACCGCACCGCAGCCGCCUAGAGGCGCCGGCGCACGCGCACUCGCAUUCGCACGUGCACGUGCACCCGCUGCUGCACCACGGGCCCGCGCAGCCGCACCCGCACCCGCACCCGCACCACCACGCGCUCCCGCAUCCGCCGCCUCCGCACCUGUCGGUGCCACCGCGGCCCUGGAGCUACCCGCGCCAAGCGGAAUCGGACAUGUCCAAACCACCGUGUUACGAAGAAGCGGUGCUGAUGGCCGAGCCGCCGCCGCCCUACAGCGAGGUGCUCACGGACACGCGCGGCCUCUACCGCAAGAUCGUCACGCCCUUCCUGAGCCGCCGCGACAGCGCGGAGAAACAGGAGCAGCCGCCUCCUAGCUACAAGCCGCUCUUCCUGGACCGGGGCUACAACUCGGCGCUGCACCUGCCCAGUGCCCCUCGGCCCGCUCCGCCCUGCCCAGCCCUCUGCCUACAGGCCGACCGCGGCCGCCGGGUCUUCCCCAGCUGGACCGACUCAGAGCUCAGCAGCCGCGAGCCCCUGGAGCACGGAGCUUGGCGCCUGCCGGUCUCCAUCCCCUUGUUCGGGAGGACUACAGCCGUAUAGAGGGGCGCCCGGCGCCCCGGGCCCCACCGGCGAACUCCUGGCCUGACUGCGGGGCUUUUUAAAUGCUUCCCUGGACUGCGGGGAGGGGCGGGGGGGAGGGAGGGAUUUCUUAUCCCGUUUGUUACAUUUUGAGGAUAAUAAAGGUGUGUGAUCCGGUUUGGUACAA
This is a messenger RNA of Callithrix jacchus (white-tufted-ear marmoset), 3081 nucleotides long. The record is from RefSeq and is a predicted model, not a curated record. NCBI's taxonomy places the organism in Eukaryota, Metazoa, Chordata, Mammalia, Primates, Cebidae.